Geodia barretti is the source of this 654-nucleotide messenger RNA. The record is from the annotation of a GenBank genome assembly. Lineage: Eukaryota; Metazoa; Porifera; Demospongiae; Tetractinellida; Geodiidae.
GAAGUGCUUUACAGAAAGUGGCGUCCCCGCGCCCUAGAUGAAGUCGUAGGGCAGGCGACCGUCACCAAUACGCUCAAGAACGCCGUCACCAGCGGUCGGCUGACGCAUGCGUACCUGUUCUGCGGGCCUCGCGGGACCGGCAAAACGAGCACUGCCCGCAUACUGGCAAAGGCCGUCAACUGCCUUGAUCCCCAGAAUGGGGAGCCUGACAACGCCUGUGAAAACUGCCUAGCUGUCAUCGAAGGCCGUGCACUCGACCUUAUUGAGAUCGACGCUGCCAGCAACCGAGGCAUUGACGACAUUCGCGACCUGAGCGACAGGAUUGGCUUCGCGCCUACCCAAUCGCAAUACAAGGUCUACAUAGUGGACGAAGUCCACAUGCUGACGGACGCUGCGUUCAACGCGCUCCUCAAGACGCUUGAGGAGCCACCAGGUCACGCGAUCUUCAUACUUGCCACAACAGAGGUGCACAAAGUACCACUCACAGUCGUAUCCAGAUGUCAGAGGUACGACUUCCGACGCAUUCCGAUCGAAGCGAUGCACCAGAAACUGGCCCAGUUGAGCGCGGCAGAGGGCGUGGAGGCGGAAGCGGAAGCACUGGAUCUGAUCGCGAGGCACUCGACCGGCAGCCUAAGGGACGCGGAGAACGCAUGA